AUGCCUUUGACUCCCGUUGCCCACUCCGUUCUCUACCUGUUCGAAGCUGCUGCUAUGAACGAGUCACACCCGUUAACCUGCCCUCCCUGGACAAGCAACGUGUGGAGGGAGCUUUUUGGGCUGUUUCCUCUAAAGGGUAGUGAGGACUAUUACGAUGCUGAGAUUGAUGUAGUUGGCGACAGUGACCCACAGUUGGAUUCAAGCAAGGAACUGGGCCUCACCAUGCCCGAGUCUUCAAUUGCCUUGAUCACCGAAAAUUGCCGGAAGGCACUUGGGCUCCAUGAGCGUCAGGCUGCAGAACGCUUCCUGCAAUAUUUCUGGGAUACCUGGAAGGCGGAUUAUGUGAGGAAGAUACCAAUCCGCGAGACAAUCAAGUCCACUACUCGAGGCGAGAAAGGUGGCCCGGACCCUUAUGGGUAUGCUGCGUAUCGCAACCUGGUAUUGGCUGCAAUCAACAGGAAGGGCGGCGUCAUGAAUCAAGUGGAGGAGACUUUGGGAAAGAUUGGGGCUACUCCUGCCGAUCUCUGGAAGGAUGACAGAAGCUUAAACAGGGAACGUCCAGCUACCAAGCGUGUUCUUGAGCAUCAGGUGCCUAUAGCUGACACCCAUGCAAGGCUGGAAGAACGAGAUGUGCAAGCAGCUUUGGCUCGAGCCCUAUUUGGCGAUGCAGGGGUCAGCAGUCGUGGGACUGUUGUCCCAGAGCUGAUCCCUACAAUUUGUUGCUUUGCACAGCGCAAGUAUGAGAACCUUGCGCGGAGCUUAAAGCGUAAGGUAACCACAUCAUGUGCUAGAAUGCAAAAGGUCGACAGUAAACUGGAAGAUGCUCAAAGGCUCAGAUCCCCCAAGGCAUUGCGUGACGCAACAAGGGCUUUGACUGAUUGGCGGAAGAUAGCAAUAGGGACAAAGGAGGUUGAUGAGCUUCACUUCCUGUCCAGGGAACGUACGCUGAAGCAGUUAUGGUCAAGUCUUGGGUUUGGAAGUCUUGAGGAUGAUCUGACGGCGUCAAAAUCUAAAAGCAAGUCAACUCAAGAUGGUCCAAGCAAAGAAGAAAUGCAGGCUGCCUAUGCUUACUAUGUUGAGGAGUACUGCUAUGGAGUUGGCUGUCUUGACAAGUCCGAGCUUCCUAUCCCUACAGUUGGUGUCUCUGGUCUCCACAGUUUGGUGGAUGGGUGCAAGGAUAUUGGGGUAUUGCAUCUCAAGUCCUUGUCCACGGAGGCUUUGUGGGCCCAGCUAGGACUGCCAGGUGUGGAUCAGUUCCCGUUUGCAGAGCCUGGCACUGGUGAAAGUGCCAAAGACAUGGCUCCACUGGCCAAAACUCGUGCGGUGCCGUUUUGGCAUCAAGUGGUAGGCACUCUCAGAAUCUUGGAAGGCGCUUUCACACAGAGAGUGGGCGAUUGCGCCCAACCAACUUUACUGUGCAACAAUGUUGGACUUGGAAAGACGGUGCAAAUCAUUGGGGUCAUUAGCAUGAUCCAACAUUACUAUAAGCAACAGGAACUGCCAGCCAAAGAGCGUCUUGCAACACCCAUGUUUAUCCAAGAGCAAAGCUCGCCAUACUUUGCAGGCCAAAAGACCAUACCAAAUUUGCCAUCAAUUGUCAUUACUCCGCGGACACUUGGCAAUCAAUGGAUGGAGCAAUGGAAGAAGUUUACCCAGCUUGGUAGUUUUGUUCCUGUCCGGUACUCAGUUGAGAGCGGCACCCUUGAGAGCUUCUGCAGUGACCCAACAGGUCCAUACCGCGCUGCAGCUGGACGAGACUUGGAGCAUGCAGGGCAAGUGGUUAUCAUUGCAGACCUAUUGGCUAUUGCAAAGGAAGCAAAACGGUGCUUACAGCUCCCUCCUGCAUUCAAGGGUAAAGAUGCAAGGGAGUACGAAGCUAAGGGAGAGACACCUGCUUUCAAGGCAGGGAUCAGCAAUGCAGGCUCACUCUUUGGAAUGCGCUUUCGGGUGGCAGCUGUGGACGAGAUACACAAUCUCCGAAACAGCAGUCACACUCAACGAGGGGUUCAGCUCAUUACUCAGUCCUCGUCCUUGGUGAUUGGAGCAACUGCCACACCAUUGUUUACGUUGCUCAAAUGCCUGCUUGCUCUUGGACAAAACCUGCGCUACCAGCCAUUGCUUGGUGAGCAAGGAGUUCAGGUCUGGAACGAGAUGCAGGAAAUGCUGUCAACUGGUAAUGAAAGUUGGAGGCUUACAAGCACAGCGGUGAUUCAAGCCACAGUAGAAAGGGAGCUUCAAGCGGCACUUUCACCCGGCAAAAUUCCCUUGUACGACCCCCGCGCUGCUAAGAUCAAGGAAGAACUGGAAAGCAAGUACCAGGCUGAGGACCAGCGGAGCAUCCUCCAUAUGAUUCAUGUCUCAAAGCAGCCACUAAACAUGUUGCGCUUGCUUCUUCUCCCCAUCAUGAUUUGUCGCACAAAUGAGUCCUUAGACUAUUUGGGCAGACAAAUCUUGGAUCUCCCGUUUGUACAGAAGUUCAUUGCUUGGGCACCCAUGAAUGAAGAAGAGAAAGAAAUGCAACGGGUCAUCAAUCAAGAGCACACACAGCAGAAGAGCAAAAAAACAAAACUGGCGCAAAAGGCUAAGGCUGCCAAGAGACAAAAAAGAAAGCGAGCGCAGGACAAUGUGGGUGACAAUGGGGAUGAGGAUGUAGAUGAGAAUGCAUGGAAUGGGUCUCAGGCACAGGGGGAGGUGGAACGGAGUGAUUGCAAGAAUGUCAGGUGGCAUAACUUCCUGAUAGAACAGAAGUUUGCUGGCAUGCUGGCUAAGCUGGGAGCGCUACGGCUGGAAGAGCAGGCUCAGGAGCUUGAUCGUGGUACCUUGACAAACAAAGUCACCAACGACUGGACAGUGGAGAAUCUGCCCCAGAAGAUGUCCACAAGGAUGCAAUGUGUCAUGGGACUGAUUGAGUGGUUCUGGAUCGGCAACCCCAAACCCGUUGCAUUGCUUGAGGAUGGUACGCUAGAUAAAGCAAGGCUUGUUCAAGAACCUUUGCCCAGCAAGAAGCCGCGGAAGUUUCUCAUAUACGUGGAAUUUCAGCAGCACCAAGCGCUCAUUGCAAAGAUGCUCACUCUCAAAGAAAAAGACUAUGUGACGUACAACGGCUCUAUGGCUACCACCAAGGGUCAACGGUCUGUUGAGAAGUUUGCCAACGACCCAUCAUGCCGAAUCAUGAUCAUCAGCAAUGUAGGCUCAGCUGGUCUCAACUUGGUGGAAGCCUCAGUUGUGAUCAUUGUAAGCAGUGUUUGGUCUGGGCUUGAGCUUGACCAAAUCAUGGGUCGCGUUGAUCGCCCUGGGCAGCUGCGAGAUGUAGCUGUAUACAACAUCAUGGCGCCAGAGGGAAUUGAUCUGGCCCUGAAUGUUUACGCAGAUAGUAAGGCACAGCUCUCUAACCAUUUCCUGAGCUUGCAAAAAACCUUGCAAACUGUGUACUCGGAAAUUGCUCAGCCACACUCCAAUGAUCACGAUGAGCUUGACUUGGAGGAGAUCCCUGCAGUCUCUUCAACAAAGGGUACAAAACCAUCCACUUCCAAAGCUGGGCCACGCAAGAGAAAAAGCCAAAAUGAACAAUGCUCUCAAGAUGCAAAUGCUGUUCAAAAGCUAGCCCUAGCCAAGGCACUGGGAUCACAGGUUUCUGGUGCUCCCUCAAGCAAUUUAGUCCCUACGACACAGAGCAUGCAACCUCUUCCAACAUCAUCAACAGGAAGCACAGAACAAACUGAUGAGUUGUUGAUAUCCCAGGGUGUACCUACCACUACACCAAAUGCCAUUGGUGCCCGGACAAUGGUGGCCAGUAGUCAACAAAAGACUAAGUUCCAUGCAAAAAAGGCAAGACUUGGUCACUCUUCUUCUGACCCGUCAUUGGUGGCUGCGGCAACAGCACAGCCAAGUCAGCCUUUAUCUGCGACAGGGCCAAUAUUGGUGCCAGCCAAGAAGCGCACAGCACCGUCCAUGGAUCCACCAAGCAGCAUGCCAACACGUACAGAUCCAGCUGCCAGUGGUAGCUCUUCAAGACAAGCACCAAUUGUUCCCAGGCCAUCUGGAAGUGCGCAGCCAAGAGCAGCUACUGCUACACCGGAGCAGCUGUUGCAAUUACAGCCUGGGUCUAGCUCCACAGCACCUACUACAUCUGGGCACUCAGUAGUCACAGGAGGUGGAAGCUCACAGAGGAAGGUGUUCCAUCUGAAAGCAUCAAAACUCUCAGCUAGUAAUCACUCUGUUGACGCAAAAAAGUAA
Rhizoctonia solani is the source of this 4236-nucleotide messenger RNA. RefSeq names its product SNF2 family amino-terminal protein. NCBI's taxonomy places the organism in Eukaryota, Fungi, Basidiomycota, Agaricomycetes, Cantharellales, Ceratobasidiaceae. The transcript is spliced from 14 exons. Bases 1 to 4236 code for a protein of 1411 amino acids. Gene Ontology annotation, molecular function: ATP-dependent chromatin remodeler activity; ATP binding. The record is from RefSeq and is a predicted model, not a curated record.